Lobosporangium transversale is the source of this 1485-nucleotide messenger RNA. RefSeq names its product kinase-like domain-containing protein. The coding region runs from base 123 to 1421 and encodes 432 amino acids. The transcript is spliced from 4 exons. NCBI's taxonomy places the organism in Eukaryota, Fungi, Mortierellomycota, Mortierellomycetes, Mortierellales, Mortierellaceae. Gene Ontology annotation, biological process: protein phosphorylation. The record is from RefSeq and is a predicted model, not a curated record. Gene Ontology annotation, molecular function: protein kinase activity; ATP binding.
AGUUUUUAAAGCAAAAAGAAAUAGUGAAUGCUUUCGAGGCAACACGGAAGGUUCACAGGCAGCACAAGCUUGGAACCAAUAGCCUUAAUCAUUAAACUGAAAGAAUAAUAAUCUCCCUCAAGAUGAUGAAAAUUAUCGACAAGAUCAAGAACCAUGGCCAUGAGCAUGACAACGCGGCUGUCGAGAAGGCAGCAGCAGAAGCAGCAGCGCAGCAGAGGCGCGAGCAGGAGCAAAAAGGACCCAAAAUGCAUCCCGAGCUUUUGGAGCUCUACACCGUCUCAGACAAGGUCUUGGGUGUAGGCACUUUUGCCACGGUGAAGGAGAUUGUAGAGAAAUCGACUGGUAAAAAGUUCGCACUGAAGAUUAUCCUCAAGAAGACACUUCAGGGAAAAGCCGCUAUGCUGGAGACUGAGAUCUCAAUCUUGUCCAAAGUUCGUCAUCCCAAUUGCGUUUCCUUGCUCGAGUUAUUUGAGACUGAUGAUGCCGUCUAUUUGAUCACAGAUCUUGCGGAGGGUGGAGAGCUCUUUGAUCAACUUUUGCAGAAGGGUUUCUACACUGAAGGAGAUGCUGCUCGCUUAGUUUACGAAAUUCUAUCAGGUGUGGAAUACUUGCACAAAAUGGGUAUUGUCCACAGAGACUUGAAACCCGAGAACUUGUUGUUCGCAGACAAGUCCGAGAAUGCGCGUUUAAUGAUUACGGAUUUUGGAUUGAGUAAGGUUCUGACGGGAGGCAACGACGUGUUGAUGACUGCUUGUGGUACGCCCGGAUAUGUAGCUCCCGAGGUUCUGGAACAAAUUGGACACGGCAAGCCAGUUGAUAUGUGGAGUAUUGGAGUCAUUGCUUAUACACUGCUUUGCGGAUACACCCCAUUCUGGGGAGAUGAUCAACCUUCAUUGUUCGAAAACAUUAUUUCGGGACAAUACGAGUAUGAAGAGGAAUAUUGGAAGGAUAUUUCCGAUCUUGCCAAAAACUUUAUCGAUUCACUUUUGGUCCCUGCUGAUAAGAGGCCAACAGCCACUCUCGCUCUGAGCCAUCCCUGGUUCCGUACCGUGUUGGAGCAGGACAUGGUGACACCUGUCUCGCCUACCGACAGCGUCAAUCUUAUGCCUGGAAUGCGCAAGAACUUCAAUGCUCGCUCUACUUUCAAGAAGGCUGUUCGUGCAGUGGGUUUGAUUCGAAAGAUCAACGCCAACUCUUCAGACUCAUCGUUUGGUUCGGGUGAGGAUAUGGCAAGCCAGCAAGAAGUCACUAUGAUUGGCGGUAAGGGUCGCCCUUCAAGUACAUUGAGCUUCCAUGAUAUCGUGAAUGUUGCAGUUCUGUCUAGUAAGGGUCUUGGCUUGAGUACGACUGAGGAAGACGAGGAUGGCGAAACAGAAGGUCUUGAAAAAGCCACAGCAAACUUGGAUAUUAAGGAUUCGUAAAAAAUGCAAAUAGCCUCCUAUUAUUUCGUCGUUUUAGUUUAGGAUACCCUCACAUGCCAGUUAC